AUGCCGCCAAGUUGGACGAAUCAACCGGCAAGUCAAACAGGAACCAAAAGCUCUGUAGAGAGUCCUAGUUUGUCGGAACAACAGCCGGUAAGCGGCGGCAUGCAGGGACAGGCUGCAAACUCGACAGGUGAGUCAAAAGCGAACGCGCCGGUUGAUGCAAGCCAACAGCCUCAUCAAUUUGUGCUUCCAUCGCUGUCAGGCCUUGAUGCUGGCACCCGCGCAGAAUAUGGUUCUGAGCCGCAGCGACUGCCCUCCUUACAAGGAGCACAGCCACAAAGCAUAAGCAGUGGAGGGUCAAAAGGCUUUUCCGUCGCCAGCUUGAACAACCCCUUACCCGCGCAGCAGCAAAUGCUGCAUAGCCAGCAGCAGCAGCAGCUACUACAACAAGGAGUGCUGCCAUUAGAACACGUUCAAGAUCCUUCUUAUCGGCCGCUUAACUUCAAAGAUGCGCUCUCCUAUCUGGAACAAGUCAAGUUUCAAUUUAAUAACCGGCCCGACGUGUACAACCACUUCCUAGACAUCAUGAAGGACUAUAAGUCGCAGGCGAUUGAUACACUUGGUGUUAUCGAGCGUAUAUCAACUCUUUUCAAGGGCUAUCCAAUUUUAAUACAGGGCCUUAACACUUUUUUGCCCCAGGGCUAUAAAAUCGAGUGCACAUUAAACCCGAACGACCCUCACUCUAUAAAGGUUACCACACCGUUCGAUAAUGCCCGCGAGUUAAAUUUGGCAACUAUGGCAACCGGUAAUGGAAUCGUUGAGGGACAUCCUUCCCUUAUGCCCUCUGAUGAUGUAUCACCUCCCAAACUCGUGGGCCAUGAACCAGCAGCAGUGCAACCAAAGCUUGAGAACGCGCCAACUAAUCUUCCUGUUCCGACAACAUUUAAUCAGAAUCUACCUCAGCAUGAACAACAAAACCAGCAGCAUGGAUCCCAAAGCCCUGCAAUGCCACAACAACAGCGACAAGACCAACAGUUCAUGGGAAACAGGCCGAGCGGAGACGUUGAAUUCAGUCAUGCCAUCAGUUACGUCAACAAAAUAAAAACACGUUUCGCAGAUCAGCCUGAGAUAUACAAACAUUUCUUGGAAAUAUUGCAAACGUAUCAAAGAGAGCAAAAGCCCAUCCAUGAGGUUUAUGCACAAGUUACUUCUUUGUUUCAAAACGCUCCUGACUUACUAGAUGACUUUAAAAAGUUCCUUCCUGAUGCUACCGCGGCUCAUGAGCAGCAGCAGCUGUUGCUACAGCAGCAACAGCAGCAGCAGCAGCAACUUCAGCAGCAACAGAUACAACAACAUCAAAGUCAUUACCAGAAUGCAUCCCAAGACCUUGACCAGCGGCAACAGCAUACGCAUCAACCUUUCGGAAAUACUGUACCUUUUUAUCAGACUCAGCAAGGCCGCCCUCAAAACCUGCCUCCUCUUGGUAGUUUUUCGCCCCCAAUCAAUGGUCGUGAGAACGAUCCUCAGUUGAACCUCCCAGCAGUUCAACCACCUGCUAUGGAAUUCGCUUCUCAACAAGUGCCGCACCAUCCAAGUCACGUGGUUCCACAGGUAAUCCCAGGGGGCACUCUACCACUCUCAGACUUGCGCGGUGCUAUGGAUGGUAAUUUUGCACCUCAGCCUCUACAGUCCCAAGAUGUCCAAUUCAUUGAGCCCACUUCAAGGCCUGAAAUCGACUUGGAUCCCAGCCUUGUUCCUGUCAUCCCAGAACCCAUAAAACCCCUUGAGAACGAUUUAACUUUGAUCGAAGAAACAUCUUUUUUUGAUAGAGCUAAAAAAUAUAUGGGCAACAAACAAGUUUACACAGAGUUUCUGAAAAUUUUAAACUUGUUUUCACAAGAUCUGAUAGGAACCGAAGAACUUGUAGACAAAGUCGAGCAUUACUUAGGAGGUAGCCCUGAACUUUUUGACUGGUUCAAAAGUUUUGUCAACUACGUGGAAAAACCAAAACAUAUUGAAAAUGUGAUUCACGAAAAGCAUCGCCUGGACUUGGAUUUAUGCGAGGCCUGCUUUCCAAGCUACAAAAAGUUACCGAAGGCAGACACAUUCAUGCCGUGCUCGGGGCGAGAUGAGAUGUGUUGGGAAGUACUCAAUGAUGAAUGGGUUGGUCACCCUGUUUGGGCUUCGGAAGAUUCUGGAUUCAUUGCACAUCGUAAGAAUCAGUACGAAGAAACGCUUUUCAAGAUCGAGGAAGAAAGACACGAGUACGACUACUAUAUUGAGGCCAACCUGAGAACUAUUCAGCUUUUGGAAACGAUUGCUAACAAAAUCUCUAACAUGACUCCCGAAGAAAAACAAGCAUUUAAGCUGCCACCUGGCCUAGGUCAUACUUCCAUGACAAUUUACAAAAAAGUUAUUAGAAAGGUUUAUGACAAGGACAGAGGAUUCGAAAUAAUCGAUGCGCUUCACGAGAACCCUGCUGUGUCUGUUCCUAUUAUAUUGAAGAGAUUGAAGCAAAAGGACGAAGAAUGGAGAAGAGCUCAGAGGGAAUGGAAUAAAGUAUGGAGGGAACUAGAGCAGAAGGUUUUUUACAAAUCCCUUGACCAUUUGGGUUUGACCUUUAAGCAGGCAGACAAAAAGCUUUUGACUGCGAAGCAAUUAAUCUCCGAGAUAAGCAGUAUUAAGGUAGAUCAAACUAACAAGAGAAUUUAUCCUUUCACUCCUAAGCCAAAAAGCCAGCUGGAUUACGACCUUAAGGAUAAGGGAGUGCUGUUUGACAUUCUGUGCUUAGUCAAUAACUUUAUCGACCAUAGCAGUACCUAUUCUAAUCCUGACAAGGAGAAACUGGCGGCGUUUUUUAAGGGAUUUUUAUCCGUGUUCUUCUCAAUUUCAUAUCAGGAAAUUGAGAAUUCAACUCCAGCCGAUAGCGAUGCUGUUUCUAACUCUAACCCCCGUAAACGUUUAUGGGAGAGUGAGCAACCCCUCAAGGAAUUACUGCGAUCUAAGCACAAGCACCAUAAAAAAAGAGACACUUCAGCAGAAGAUGACUCGAUAUCAGAUGAUCAAAACUCACCGGAGAAGAGUCCGCAGGAAAUCGAAGAUGAAGAGGUCAUUAGACAAGAGGCAAAAAAACCCUGGCUUCUCGGUAAUAUCCUGGACGAGGCCAAUGACCAUGGUUAUGUUUCAAACCGUAAAAUCUUUAACCUGUUUGCCAAUACAAACGUAUAUGUCUUUUUUCGUCAUUUGACAACAAUGUACCAGCGAUUAAGUGAAGUCAAAAACAUGAAUGAAGAAGUCACUAGAGAAAUUAACAGUAGAAACGUGGUACAGUUCGCGAAAGAUUUGAAUUUGGUCUCCACACAAUUAAGUGAUAUGGGCUUAGACUUUAAAGGCAAAGACGCAUAUGACCAGUUGCUCACACUCUGCAAGCGCUUGAUCAGGAACGACAUGGACCACCAAUGGUUUGAGGAAAGCCUUCGCCAAGCCUACAAAAACAAAGCGUUUAAAAUUUACACUGUUGACAAGGUCAUUCAAUCGCUAGUGAAGCACGCUCACUCUAUCAUAACAGACGCAAAAUCUGCAGAGAUCAUGAUUCUUUUCGAGAAAGACAGGCGGUGCACGGCAACGAGUACCAAGGAGCAAAUUUUGUAUCGUCUUCAGGUUAGGUCAUAUAUGGGGCUAACCGAGAAUAUGUUCCGGGUUGAAAUCAACAAAGAUUCAUGUCAUGUUUGUAUCCAAUAUGUUGCAAUCGAUGAUCUCACACUAAAGGAGCCAGAGUCAUUGAAGGACCGCUGGCACUAUUACCUCACCUCAUAUGCCCUGUCGCAUCCGACUGAAGGGAUCCCUCACGAAGAAAUAAAAGUCCCCUUCUUGGAGAAAACUUUGCAAGACGAUGAGGAGGCUGAUGAAGGUUCUGAAGAGCGCUCGCCGAGCGGCCAUUCUUUGUCUAACUUACGAAUCCAAGUUAAUCCUGAGAGUUACGAGUUGCAGAUUGAACCUGGAUCGAAGGAUAUAUUCACGAGGUUUGCCGUGAACAGGUUUCUAAACAGCUCGGAGAAUAAUUCUAAUACCGAUCUGAAGGAGGAAAAGCGAAAGACUUUGAUGUCUCAAUUAGACGGUUCAAGAGGGUGGAAAAAGGGAAUGAGCCAAGAGUUGGUCGACAAAACGUUAACUGCCUUGAACUAUGUUAGAUUACAUGGAAAGCACGAAAGUCUCAAUAAAAAUCCGGCUCUGGUUCAAGGAACUAGAGAUCCGCGACAUGAAAGCUCGGUAGCCAAAGAAGCUAGUAGCCUUGAAUCUCAUGCUGAUGACACUGAACUUAAAGCAGGCGAGACGACAGCGGAGGACAUUCAGGGUAAUGAGUAG
Lachancea thermotolerans CBS 6340 is the source of this 4302-nucleotide messenger RNA. RefSeq names its product transcriptional regulator SIN3 (gene SIN3). Lineage: Eukaryota; Fungi; Ascomycota; Saccharomycetes; Saccharomycetales; Saccharomycetaceae. Gene Ontology annotation, cellular component: chromatin; Sin3-type complex. The coding region runs from base 1 to 4302 and encodes 1433 amino acids. The record is from RefSeq and is a predicted model, not a curated record. Gene Ontology annotation, molecular function: transcription corepressor activity. The transcript has a single exon. Gene Ontology annotation, biological process: negative regulation of transcription by RNA polymerase II.